Molecule: messenger RNA, 827 nt
Organism: Trichomycterus rosablanca
Lineage: Eukaryota; Metazoa; Chordata; Actinopteri; Siluriformes; Trichomycteridae
Exons: 9
Coding region: 1-525 (174 amino acids)
Source: RefSeq, a predicted model, not a curated record
AUGGCAACGGGUUUGGGAGUCGGAGGUUUGGCUCCUGGACUGGGACUGACCGCUGGACUGGGCGCUGAUGCCAAGAGUGCCAAGUAUGGCGGUGCCGGGGCAGGUGCGGUGAUCGGCGCUACUGCCGGUCAGCCUGUGGUCUCUGCUGGUCUUGGCACUGCAGGCAAAGCAGGCGGUUACGCCGGCGCUCCUUAUGUAGGACAGACGGGCGGCCUCGGAGCUGGUGCCAGCCUGGGUGCUGCUGGUGGAAUCCUGGAACCUGUAACUGACGGCAUCGGUCAGCUUCCCUUUAACGGAGCAGCAGGGUUGGACGGAGACGUCGGAUACCAGUACGGACCACAGCCACUCAGCCUAGGAGGUGACGGUGGCAAGCUGGGAUACGGAGACGGAAGAGGAUAUGGAGUGGAGACAACAGGUCUUGGUGCUGCGCUGGGCGUCGGUGGUCAGGGUUCCUACACUGCAGGAGGAAAAGAUCCCAGCAAGUACGGCGCGGCUGGUUACUACGGCACCGGAGUCAAAGGCUGACGUCCAGGCCUCACGAGGUGCGACUCUGCGUGAAUUUCCCAUCAUCCCCUUCCUGUCCGUCCCCUCGCGUCCGCCGCCGUGCACUUUGUGUCUGUCCGUCGUGUUUCAGUAAUAAUGUGUGUUGGUGAUGUUUAUCCCAGUGUGUCGUUCGGCUGAUUGUGUGUCCACGGUUUGUGUUGUGUCUUGGUUCUCGGGUGGAUCCUCACGUCCCGUCGGUCUCUGUAUCUCACUAAACCUCUGAAGCUUUUAUUCUGCUUGUUGUUUGAAUUCACAUGAAGAUUAAACGUAAAACUGUCCCCUCA